CAUCAAAAGUUUAUUACAAUACAAUUUACAUUUUCUUAUUCGUUUACACAAUUACUAUAACUUCGUUUAAUAUAUUAUUCGUGGUAUGUUUAAUUCCACAGAAACUUUUAAACAGUUACUGAAUAUCAACGAUUUAUUUCGUCAUGUAUUAAAAAAACGUAUGGACGAAACGUGGAGGAAUGGUAUUGCUGAGAAUUGUGGCUAAUGCGAAGGGGAGAAGAUCACGCUCCAAGGGAGAGGAGAGAGGGGGGUGCGACCCUUAUCUCCGCGGAAAACGACGCGCGCACCAUCUAUUAGACAAAUACACUCAAGUUUUAAGAACAAAAGAAAGUGCACAGUAACCGCACUUCCAAUACUUUGGGUCAUGCAAAGAUCGCUGCUUUUGAUGCAUUUAGUUGCAGCAGGAAUUUUUGAUGACAUCCCUUCUUUUUAUUUUAUUUUAGUAAAAUAUGAUAUCCCAUAACCAAAAUUGAUAUUAUCACACCAAGAAAUAAGUGAAACAAUAAUAUUUUGAAAUAAGAUACUCAGUUAUCGGGCUACGCGUUAAGCGAGUAAGUGAGAGCGCGCUCGGCGGCGUGGGAGGGGCCCCCGCGUCCCAUGCCACACUCGUUCGCCAUCAGUCGCCCCUAAGUCUCAGGUUUGCACACAGCAUCCCGACACUUUAUCGCCUUAUAUUCGCUACAAAAAAACAUGUAAACCCGUUUAAAUUACUUCAAGUUUAAUAUGUAAUUUUGCUCGUAUCGUAUCAGUCAAUCGUUGGCGUACAGUACACAAAAAUGGUGUUUAAUACUUACUACGCUACGCGGUUUACCGGCUUGUUAUUGUUAAACGCAGUGAUGUUGUCAGCACAGUCUUUUGCAGUGGAGAAAAUCGCCGUUGGCGCAAUUUUCGACCAGAACACAGAGGAAAUUCAGAAUGUCUUCAAGUACGCAUUGGCUGUCCACAACCAGAACAUCAGCAGCCGACGCUUAGAGCUGCAAGCCUACGUUGACGUCAUCAACACCGCUGACGCUUUUAAACUGUCCAGGCUGAUAUGCAACCAGUUCGCACGCGGGGUGUUCGCUAUGCUCGGUGCGGUGACCCCGGAAUCCUUCGACACCCUACACUCGUACACCAACACGUUUCAAAUGCCUUUCGUCACUCCGUGGUUCCCAGAGAAGGUCAUUCCUCCAUCUUCGGGCCUUAUUGACCACGCUCUCAGCAUGCGACCAGACUACCACCGAGCCAUCGUAGACACUAUACUCUACUAUGGAUGGAAGGAAAUCAUCUACAUGUAUGACUCACACGAUGGAUUGUUGAGACUUCAACAGCUGUACCAGACCAUGCAGCCAGGCCGCACCGCGUUCCGUAUCGCACUCGUGAAGAGAAUUAAUAACGCGUCUGAUGCCAUGGAAUUCUUGUUGGCUUUAGAACAAUAUGACCGCUGGGGGAACAAGCGCAUAGUGCUAGAUUGCAAUGCAAAAAAUGCCAAAAGCAUAUUGGUGGAACAUGUUCGGAAAGUACAAUUGGGACGCAGGACCUAUCACUACAUGCUCAGCGGGCUGGUUAUGGACGAUCAUUGGGAGAAUGAAGUAACAGAAUACGGCGCAGUCAAUAUAACUGGGUUCCGCAUCGUCGACCACUCGCGCAAGAUUGUACGCGAUUUCAUGGACGGUUUGCGGCGAAUGGACCCUCGGUUCAAGGGGACCAUAUCGGCGGAGACCGCUCUUAUGUAUGAUGGUGUUCAAGUAUUGAUGGAUGCAUUGGGGAGACUAUGGAGGAAGAAACCAGAUGCCUUCAGAAGCGCCCUGCGACGAGCCGCGGGUCAGGCGAAUUCAACCAAAGUCAUAGAUUGUAAUCCUGGUAAAAGUUGGGUAAUACCGUUCGAACAUGGCGACAAAAUCUCCAGACUAAUUAAAAAGACGGAUAUUGAAGGUCUCACUGGAAAUAUUUCCUUUAACGAAGAAGGACAUCGUCACAAUUUCUCUCUACAUAUCGUGGAGAUGACGGUGCAAAGCGCUAUGCUGAAGGUGGCUACAUGGAGCGAUGCUCAUGGCUUACAAGUAGCCUCGCCUCGAUAUGUCCAGCUUCGUUCACCAGCUUCUUAUGAAAACAACAAAACGUAUGCAGUUACAUCAGUCCUCCAAGAUCCUUACCUCAUGCAGAAGCCAAUUGUGCACGGACAGAAAGAAGAAUUCUUUGGGUUUUGCAAAGAUUUAAUGGAACUUAUUGCAAAGAAAAUGGGAAUCAAAUAUGAAAUAAAGUUAUCUAAGGAGGCAACAUACGCGAAAGACGCUAUACCUGACAUUUUCACGGGCGUUGUAGGCGAUAUCGUGAGAAAGGAAGCUGAUAUAGCAAUCGCACCGUUAGCUGUGACGCCCGAACGAGAACUAUUAGUGGACUUCAGCGAGCCGUUCCUCUCCGUGAACACGCCCAUAGCGUACACGAAGACCCCAAAACAGUUAACCGACACCUUCAGUUUCCUACGGCCCUUAUCGAAAGAAAUAUGGCUCUGUGUGUUGUUCAGUUUCUUCGCUGUCAGCAUAGUACUAUUCUUAGUAUCACGAUUCUCCCCGCAUGAGUGGCGAUCAGUUUCAAUAUCAGAUACGCAACUGGAUCACGCUAUAAGCAGCACUAGCGAGAUAAUUUUACACAACGAGUUCAGUAUUUGGAAUUCGUUCUGGUUUUCGCUGGGAUCUUUUAUGCAACAAGGCAGCGAUGUGGUUCCGAGGUACGUAAUAAAGUCUCGUACACGCUCCCUGCUAUUCAGAACUAUUCAAGAUAAAAAAUCCAAAUGGAAAACAACAGUGCCGGUUGCCAAUGCGUGAACAUUUUAAGUAAUGCGGUCAAUAUUACGGUCCGGGCUUGGAAUUCUAGAUUAAAUUCCAUGUCUUGUGUUAAAUUGCGCAUACUUCGAAUACAGGAUACCUAGGAAGUCGAGUAGUAUACUUAGACUGGACGGCAAGAAGCAGCAGGAUUGUUCAGGACGUAAUUAUAUCAAGGCAGUUCAUGUCAGAAAUUUAGCUGUUUUUUCCCAAACCAUUCGAUUUCAAUACAUCCCUUAUUGAGAAACUCAAAGUUUUACUACAAAAUAAUCAUCCACUGUUGUUAAAUGCAGCCGAUUCUUCAGCUGCAAACAAAACAAUCGAAAUAACAUAACUCAUAACUAAUCUGUACAAGAAAGUGAUAAUAGAGCAAGCUAGAACUGGCCUUAGCGAUAACAAUACUUCAUUGGAACGCAUCCAAGCUAUUAUCCAACAAUCUCAGCAUACAAUCUGUUUGUUGGAGAACCUCCGUCAAUUUGAAGCGGACACAUUACUGCGCUGAUAGACAGCACAAUACUAUUGUGGAAAAGGCAGCAAUCGAACGAUACCCGUGUGUGUAUUGCUAACUGCAAAAUAAAUACAUAUGAACUAAAUGCCAUCAAUAAAUCUGCUAUGCUUGUCGA
Molecule: messenger RNA, 3427 nt
Organism: Trichoplusia ni (cabbage looper)
Lineage: Eukaryota; Metazoa; Arthropoda; Insecta; Lepidoptera; Noctuidae
Product: glutamate receptor 1-like
Exons: 13
Coding region: 777-2807 (676 amino acids)
Biological process (GO): synaptic transmission, glutamatergic; modulation of chemical synaptic transmission
Cellular component (GO): postsynaptic membrane; plasma membrane
Molecular function (GO): transmitter-gated monoatomic ion channel activity involved in regulation of postsynaptic membrane potential; glutamate-gated receptor activity
Source: RefSeq, a predicted model, not a curated record